Lepus europaeus (European hare) is the source of this 4155-nucleotide messenger RNA. It is a transcript of the gene SRI, whose product is annotated as sorcin. The transcript has 8 exons. Gene Ontology annotation, molecular function: calcium ion binding. NCBI's taxonomy places the organism in Eukaryota, Metazoa, Chordata, Mammalia, Lagomorpha, Leporidae. The coding region runs from base 42 to 638 and encodes 198 amino acids. The record is from RefSeq and is a predicted model, not a curated record.
GGAGCGCACAGGGCGGUGGCAGCGGCGGCGCAUUCGGCACCAUGUCGUACCCCGGGCACCCUGGUGCUGGCGGCGGGUACUAUGCAGGCGGGUACGGAGGGGCUCCCGGAGGACCCUCGUUUCCUGCACAAACUCAGGAUCCUCUCUACGGGUACUUUGCUGCCGUAGCUGGACAGGACGGGCAGAUAGAUGCUGAUGAGCUGCAGCGGUGCCUGACGCAGUCCGGCAUUGCCGGAGGCUACAAACCUUUCAACCUGGAGACUUGUCGCCUUAUGGUCUCCAUGCUGGAUAGAGAUAUGUCUGGCACCAUGGGUUUCACUGAAUUUAAAGAACUCUGGGCCGUGCUGAAUGGCUGGAGACAACACUUCAUCAGUUUUGACAGCGACAGGAGUGGAACCGUGGAGCCACAGGAGUUGCAGAAGGCGCUGACAGCAAUGGGAUUCAGGUUGAGUCCGCAGGCUGUGAACGCAAUUGCAAAACGGUACAGCACCAACGGCAAGAUCACCUUCGAUGACUACAUCGCCUGCUGUGUCAAGCUGAGGGCCCUCACAGACAGCUUUCGAAGACGGGAUACUGGUCAGCAAGGUGUUGUGAAUUUCCCGUAUGAUGACUUCAUUCAGUGCGUCAUGAGUGUGUGACCCUGGAGGAAGCGGGUGCGCCGUGCUGCCUUCCGCCUUCCGGCCGGAGCUUGCUCCUGCCCACGCUGACGCCUGGCCUCCGUGACAGGUGGGAACCUGCACCACUGCUAUGCUCACCGCUGUUGUAAAGCUGUUGUGUUUAGUUUUGAUAAUAAAUUCUUUGGAACUUGACAAAUAGAAGAUCUGUUAUACCGUUUGGAACUUCCUGGAGCCAUUCCAAGUCACACCUUAUUUUCCUGCUCUCUCAUUUAUCUAACCUUAUAUAUGCAACAUGUUGAAGGCGCGUUAUUUGUUUUUCAUUGAGAGAUUCUAAAAAUCAUGAAUUGGACGACACCGGUUAUCUUUGCUCUCCUAGGCAGGCUUUCAUAUAGUGUCGACAGUAUGCAAUACUCUGGUGUAAAUGAUUUAGCUCCACUUGAAUGCAAAACAUAAGUCAUCCAUGUUCACCUACGGGAAACUGAGUCAGGCUUGAAGACUUCCACAUGUUUUGAUGACUUUUUGAACAGACAACAUGAGCGAUUAGUUUUUGACUCUUUAAAGCCUAUUUUGAGGAGUGAGCAUUGAAGUGCGCCCCCACAUCCCAUGUAGGGGUGCUGGUUCAAGUUCCAGCUACUCUGUGUCUGAUCCAGCUUUCUGGUUGCAGCCUGGGCCGGGGGACAGCAGGCAAUGGUUCAAGUACUUGGGCCUUUGCUUCCCUGAUGGAGCUCCUGGCUGCUGGCUUUGACCUGGCCCAGUCCUUGCUACUGAGAACAUUUAGGGAAUCAACCAGUGGAUGGAAGAUACCUCUCUUUCUCUCUCACUCUUCAAGUAGAUGGAAAUAAAGGAUAAACAUUUCAAAAAGAAUCCCUAUUUGAUUACUUCAGUAACAUGCUGUCUGCACCAACUCCUCCUUCCUCAUCAUCCAUUUACACCUGUUAACUGUACUUCUAAAUCUUGUACAUUAGAAACUGAAAUAUGUAAAAAAAAAAAUGACAAGAAAAGACUAAGGGAAAAUAGGAAAAUGUUAACUACAGCUAAUUUUUGCUAAUGCAAUUCUGGGUCUCUUGAAUUUCCUUGUACAUUUCAGUGUUUUCCAAAUUUACUAUAAUAUAUAUGUGUUCCUUCUAAAAUGCUAAUUUUUUAAAUAAUAUACCAAUUUGGGUAUGCCAUGUUUUCAUGCUUUAAAACAUAAACAAAAAUACUAGGAGUGAUCUGGCUCCCACUGGGAGUCUGGAUCAUGAGUUUGUUUUUUCCUACUCCUUGUUCGAAUAUUUUCUAACAAGCAGGUAUUACAUUUAUAAUGGAAAUUUUUAUUUAUUUUUUUGAGAGACAAGCUCCCAUCCACUAGUUCCCACUUCAAAUGCUGGGGCUGGGCCUGGUUGACAUUGGGAGCCAGGAACACAACCCGGGUGUCCCAUGUGGAUGGUGGGAACCCAGUUACUUGAGCCAUCACUGAUGUAGUCCUCAUGGGCUGGAACCAGAGUGAGGAACCCAGCACAGGUACUCGGUGUGAGACAGGGACAUCGUGACCGCGAGGCUCACGGCUGCUCUGCACCCUGCCCCAGCACACACUGAUUCUGUAAUCACAGGCAUUCCAGGAAGCUCUGGAUUCUAAUCCUGUUUGUGCCUCUUAACUUGAUGUGGUCAUUGUAGAUGACCUGGAGCCUCAGUUCCUCCAUCAUUGGAAGGAAGUUAAGGCUUACCUCCUGGGCCGUUCUAAGUAUGAAAUAUGUUGAUUUAAAAAGGAUCAACAAUGUUUCUAUGUCUUAAAUUUAAAACUGUUUUGGUUUGCCUUUUUACUGCAAUAUAGUUAUACAGCAAAGUGAAUUCACUCAAAGUGAACUGAGUUUAUUUUCUCCUACUGGCAGAGUGCUUUUUUAGGGCACAGUGCUUGAGUUAAUGAAUAGUUAAAUGAGUUAGAUGAUUAGUUGCCAACAAAUGAAAAUUAAAAUUUUUUCUAAGCAUCUCUAGUCUCAUUUCACUAAUGUACAUUUUUAAAAUAUUGCUAUAUACAUGGAUAUUCUCUGAUUUGAUGUGUAUUUAUGCAACCCUGACAUUUAAUUCAGGUAAUUCUGGCCAGGUGACAAAUCAGCACUGUGGAUGUUGGAUGCCACGUAGUCAAUCCAGCUUGCAUCCCAGAUACACUGCCUGAGGCCAUGCGGCGUGGAGUGAGCCUGGACUGUCCAGUAAAGGGCCAGAGCGGAUGCCCAGAGGUCCGGGGGCAGGGAGCUCCCCUUCAGAGUCCAUCCCAAUACCUGCUCUUUGGCUUAAACUCUCCAGGCUCCUCUGAGUAAAUUAGAGUUUAAGGAAAUGGGAAUUUCCCAAGUAGAAGCAGGAAAGUAGAAGGCGUUGGCUGACCGAGGCCUCAGGCCACAUGGGAACUGCCCUAUUGCUUGGUAAAUCCCAAGGAUGCUCAGUCAGUCGUGGUUCUGAUUCUGUUUUUGGGGAAGUGCUGAAGUAUCACAAAACCAUGCCUCUGGAAACACCUUGCCUCACCUCCUGCACAGCUGCUUCCAACAGCCGGGGGCUUCGGUCUUUGGGAAGUCCCUGCUGUUAGGUGGUUUCCUUUGCUUGACAAAUUUGAUGAAGUCACCCCUGUUCCUUUUUUUUUUUUCUUUGAGAUUUGCCUUGAAAAAGUUACAGAGAGCUCUUCCAUCCACUGGUUCACUCCCCAGUCAGCUGCAACAGCCAGGGUUGGGCCAGGCUGAGCCAGGAGCCAAGAACCAGAAGCUUCUGGGUUUCCCACUUGAGUGGUAGGGGCCCAAGCACUUGGGUCAUCCUCUACUACUUUCCCAGGCACUUUGCCGGAGAGCUGGAUAGGAAAUGGAACAGCUGGAGUCCUUAUGGGAUGCCGGCAUCACAGGCGGUGUGGUUUGACCCGAUGCGCCAGUGCCGGUCCUCACCCCAUUCCUUUAAUUGCAGUGUCUGUUACUGAAUCUCCGUCAUCUGUGUCUAUUGUAUGUGGUUCUGUGUCUCACUGUGCGCUCCCACUGCAGCCUCACCCACAUCUUUCAAACUGUUUCUUUGGUAAAGGCAUCCAGGUGAACAUGGGAAAGCGGUGAGCUCAAAUUUGCAUACUUCAACUGCUUGGAGACCUAAUUUCCAUGAAUCACACCAAAGCAGAAUUUAAUGUUGUUUGGUCUCAUGCUUCAAGAGAUGCAUGGUUUACUUAACACGUUCACCUGCAUGGGACCAUGGCUGCCUGGGCCUGGUGCCACCAGGGGAUAACGAGUGUGGAUCUGCACCACAGGAGACAUUGACCGAAGCCCUCACUCCCAUGGGUCCACGCUGGAGCUGGAGCUGCGCUUAGCAUGAUGACCUCAUCAAAUUCCAGGCAGUAUCUGGUCCAUGAGCUCAGCCUUCCACUGUCUCCCAGCUGAACUCCGCUUUGGCUCAGUAGAGUGUGUUACUCUUGCAGAGUUCAUCUGAAUGUAUUAUUCUCCGCCUAACACACUGCAAAUAGAAGAAAUGGAGCUGUAUGCCAUCACCAUCAGGCUUUGUUGUUUUUUAACCUCUUAAUAAAUGGACAAACCCUUUG